AGGGACCCGGAUGAGGCCGGCUGCCAUCUUUCCUCUGUCCCCUCAGCGCUGCCGGUGGGGCGGAACUCUCUUCAUCGAUCAGUUGGUUUCUAGGAACCGCCGACAGACCUGGCUCUCCACCGUGGCUGCUCGUUACACAUCUGACUCCCAGCUUUGCCAGCUUGACACCGAAUCUCCUCAUCUUUCUACACCAUGGGAGAACGAGAGGACCUGGUUUAUCAGGCCAAACUCGCCGAGCAGGCGGAGAGAUAUGACGAGAUGGUGGAGUCUAUGAAGAAGGUGGCAGGAAUGGACGUGGAGCUCACAGUGGAGGAGAGGAACCUGCUGUCGGUGGCCUACAAGAACGUGAUCGGGGCUCGCAGAGCGUCCUGGAGGAUAAUCAGCAGCAUCGAGCAGAGGGAAGAGAACAAGGGUGGAGAGGAGAAGCUGAAGAUGAUCCGGGAAUACAGGCAAACGGUGGAGAAGGAGCUGAAGUCCAUCUGUGGGGACAUCCUGGACGCGCUGGACAGACAUCUGCUGCCCUCUGCAGCCAUGGGAGAGUCCAAGGUCUUCUACAACAAGAUGAAGGGCGACUACCACCGGUACCUGGCAGAGUUCGCCACCGGCAACAACAGAAAGGAGGCGGCGGAGAACAGCCUGGUGGCCUACAAAACGGCCACGGACCUGGCCAUGCUGGAGCUGCCGCCCACGCACCCCAUCCGCCUCGGCCUCGCCCUCAACUUCUCCGUCUUUUACUACGAGAUCCUCAACUCGCCCGACCGCGCCUGCAGGUUGGCGAAGGCUGCGUUCGAUGACGCCAUCGCAGAGCUGGACACGCUGAGUGAAGAAAGCUACAAGGACUCCACGCUUAUCAUGCAGUUGUUACGCGACAACCUGACAUUAUGGACUUCAGAUAUGCAGGGAGAGGCAGGUGAAGAACAGAACAAAGAGACGCUGCAGGACGUGGAGGACGAGGCCCAGUGAGACUCUGCCACCGACCGCCAACAACUCGAUGCCCCGCCCCUUCACACUCCUCCUCCCCCCCUCUGGAGCUCGCUGACCCUGCAGGGCCGUGGAGCUAGCGAGUUGAUUUUUCUCUUAUUUUUGUAUUAGCCCUCGCACAGUUUUCAAAAAAACCACUUAAUUGCGACAGGAAGUGAAGGUUGGAGAGAAAGAGAUCAAAGGGUCCCUGUUUGCUGUUUUUGUCCCGGUACAAGCAGUUCUGAAAAAAAAAAAAAAAAUCUUUGUUUCAUUGUUGUAUUUUUGUUUUUUCCUCCACAUUUUUAUCAGUUGCUGGAUGUAUUGAGAUUUUUUUUGGUAAUGUAAUUACAGAAAUUAACUUUUAUUACUAAUAAUGUUGAAGAGUAGUCAUGGGAGCCGUUUUAUCCGUUUUUAGCGACGCGUC
Cyprinodon variegatus (sheepshead minnow) is the source of this 1384-nucleotide messenger RNA. It is a transcript of the gene ywhae1, whose product is annotated as tyrosine 3-monooxygenase/tryptophan 5-monooxygenase activation protein, epsilon. The coding region runs from base 193 to 963 and encodes 256 amino acids. The record is from RefSeq and is a predicted model, not a curated record. NCBI's taxonomy places the organism in Eukaryota, Metazoa, Chordata, Actinopteri, Cyprinodontiformes, Cyprinodontidae. Gene Ontology annotation, cellular component: cytoplasm. The transcript has 6 exons. Gene Ontology annotation, biological process: signal transduction.